AUGGCAACACGUGAUUUAAAGAGCCAAAAGGCUGGCGGGCGGUCGUAUCCGGUGCUCUCGCGGCGCGAAGUCGAGGCCAUGAUUGCCCAAGGGCGCUCAAUUAUUAUCGUGGACCAGCAUGUGCUCAAGGUGGACGCAUGGCUCCAUUAUCAUCCCGGGGGCAAGAAAACCAUUAUGCACAUGGUUGGGCGAGAUGCCUCAGACGAGGUCAAGAGCCUUCACUCGCCCGAGGCCCGCCGCCAUAUGGACCGAUAUCGUAUUGGGACGGUUGAGGGCCGCUGGGAUAACUUUCUACCCCCAAUUCAGGGCGGUGUUUUUCGCCUCGCCACUUCAUGCGACGACAGCGAGGUUGAAGACGUCACGCUGACCAAAUCGCCUUCUCCCAAUACUACGUCAUCGAGCCGUUCUGGCUCCCGAUCCCCCUCGCCGUUGUUUGACGUUUCUGAUUCUGGUCCGAGUCGCCGUCGUCGUGGUCAGCAACAGCAACAGCAACAGCAACACCCCACGGCCCAGAGAUCUGCCUCCGCAUCGUUCGUAUCGUCCGCCGAUGCUCCCGCGGAAAUAACUGACGGCAUGGCUCACCUUGAUGCCCUGACCAGGAAGGAGAUAAAAUUGGACAUGGAUAAAUAUCCCUCACUUGAACCAGAAGUCCAAGAUUCCAUCGUGCAAAAGUACCGGCUUCUGUACGAGAGGAUCAAGGACGAGGGUUUGUUCGACUGCAACUACUCCGCCUAUGCCAUUGAGUGCUUGCGCUACGUUUCGCUCUUUGCCCUCAUGCUUUCCUUUCUUCAUCGGGGCUGGUACAUUACAAGUUCCUUCUUCUUGGGCUGUUUCUGGCACCAGUUGGUCUUCACUGCUCAUGAUGCCGGCCACAUGGGCAUCACGCACAGUUUUCAGGGUGACACCUUAAUUGGCAUCAUAAUCGCUGAUUUUCUCGGUGGUCUGUCUCUCGGCUGGUGGAAGAUGAAUCACAACGUUCACCAUAUCGUCACCAAUUCGCCCGAGCACGACCCUGACAUCGAGCACAUGCCCUUGUUUGCCGUAUCCCACCGCUUUCUGGGGUCUUUACGAUCAACCUACUAUGAGCGUGUUAUGCCUUUCGACGCGGCUGCUAAAUUCCUGGUUUCCCUCCAGCAUUAUUCCUAUUACUUCUUCCUCCUCUUUGGACGCUUUAAUCUGUACCGCCUCUCGUGGGCAUACAUUAUCCUUGGGCAGGGACCAAGAAAAGGCCCUGCAUGGUGGCACAGGUACCUGGAGCUGGCGGGCAAUAUCUUCUUCUGGGCCUGGUUUGGCUAUGGCAUCCUCUACAGAUGUGUCGAUACCAAUUGGCACCGAUUUCUCUUCGUCAUGGUCAGCCAUAUGGUUACGGCACCGCUCCAUGUCCAGAUUACCCUGUCACACUUUGCAAUGAGCACGGCAGACCUUGGCGUUCAUGAGUCAUUCCCGCAGAAAAUGCUUCGCACCACCAUGGACGUCGACUGCCCGCAGUGGCUUGACUUCUUCCACGGCGGCUUGCAGUUUCAAGCCAUCCAUCACCUUUAUCCUCGCCUCCCGCGACACAACCUACGAAGUGCUCAGAGGCUCGUGCAGGAGUUCUGCAAUGAGGUGGGCAUUCCAUAUGCGCUUUACGGCUUUGUCGACGGGAACAAGGAAGUUAUCGGGAGACUGGCGGACGUGGCGAGACAAGCGGCGAUCCUGGCGAAAUGUCAGAGUGCGAUAACUGGGAGCAUUGACGUCGACGCAUCGCAUGCUCAUCAUUUCUAA
Molecule: messenger RNA, 1764 nt
Organism: Lasiosphaeria miniovina
Lineage: Eukaryota; Fungi; Ascomycota; Sordariomycetes; Sordariales; Lasiosphaeriaceae
Product: fatty acid desaturase-domain-containing protein
Exons: 2
Coding region: 1-1764 (587 amino acids)
Biological process (GO): lipid metabolic process
Cellular component (GO): membrane
Molecular function (GO): oxidoreductase activity, acting on paired donors, with oxidation of a pair of donors resulting in the reduction of molecular oxygen to two molecules of water
Source: RefSeq, a predicted model, not a curated record